CCUUUCUGCUUAUUGCCGUUCUGCUCUUCCCUUUUCAGAGGAAACUACUGAACUUGGAAGGAAGACUCCACUGUUCCAUAAUCAUGGCACUCUUUUCUUUUGUAACCCCAGUCUUUAUAGCCAUUAUAUGUAUUUUGAUUGGGGUAAUACUGAAGAAGACUGAUGGAGAGAAGGAAAAAUAUGAGACUAAAAGCAAGCCUCUAUCUCAUCCAUGGGUGGAUGAAGAUUUAAAAGAUGGCACAGACCACCACUUAGAGGAAGAAGAGGUGGAUGAAGAGUGGCAAGGACCUGAGGAAAAUGUUGCCCAUGUCCCCUUCUCUGCGGAGCGCUACACUGAGGCCGAAAUGAUUACAAGGUCAAAGAUGUUUUAUGAGCUUCUUAAUAAGAGGCGGUCUGUCAGGUUUCUUAGUGAUGAGCCGGUCCCCAGGGAGGUUCUCGAUAAUGUCAUCAGAACAGCAGGUACUUCACCCAGUGGAGCACACACUGAGCCCUGGACCUUUGUGGUAGUGCAAGAUCCAUAUUUAAAACAUAAGAUUCGUGAGAUUGUAGAAGGAGAAGAAGAAAUCAACUACAAAAAAAGGAUGGGAGACAGAUGGGUUAAUGACCUGAAAAGAUUGAGAACAAACUGGAUCAAAGAGUACUUGGACACUGCUCCAUAUCUGAUCCUCAUUUUCAAGCAGGUAUAUGGGUGGCUUCCCAAUGGCAAAAAGAAGACCCACUACUACAAUGAAAUCAGUGUUUCUAUUGCCUGUGGUAUCCUGCUUGCUGCACUGCAGAAUGUGGGUCUGUGCACAGUGACCUCCACGCCUCUCAACUGUGGCCCCCAACUCCGGGUGCUGCUCCAGCGCCCAGCAAAUGAGAAGCUACUCUUGUUGCUCCCUGUUGGCUAUCCCAAGAAAGAUGCUACUGUGCCUGUGCUGACCCGAAAGCCGCUGGAAGACAUCAUGGUAGUCAUGUGAGCCCAGUGCCACUAGGAAGAAGCACAUUCCUACUGAUAGCUUGUAAGCAGCAGCCCACUGAAGUUGUCACUGCUGCUUCUGUGUAUCAUCCUCCUGUGUCACUGCUGUCCUGGCAGUUUACACCUGUGUUCCUCUUAGUGCUAGUAGUCUACCAAUAGCAUUGAGCAGUCAUGCACUGUGCAUUUGGCACUUGCUAUUAUCAAUGAGACCAGGCAGUUGUUCCAGGAGACAUGUACAAUGGCAUUUAAAUGACCUUCAUCACUCGAUUAUUCUUAUGCAUUGUAGGGAUAAAUCUUUACUUGAAUGUAUAUUUUCCUUAUACUUUCAUGAUUAUCAUUACCCAGCUAUUUUCACUUCAGAAUUUUAAUGGAGGUUGUAUUAAAAGAUAUAAAAGGUCAAA
Neopsephotus bourkii (Bourke's parrot) is the source of this 1359-nucleotide messenger RNA. It is a transcript of the gene IYD, whose product is annotated as iodotyrosine deiodinase. Gene Ontology annotation, molecular function: oxidoreductase activity. The record is from RefSeq and is a predicted model, not a curated record. Lineage: Eukaryota; Metazoa; Chordata; Aves; Psittaciformes; Psittacidae. The coding region runs from base 84 to 959 and encodes 291 amino acids. The transcript is spliced from 5 exons.